Messenger RNA from Micropterus salmoides (largemouth bass), 2754 nucleotides. Its product is annotated as B-cell scaffold protein with ankyrin repeats-like. The record is from RefSeq and is a predicted model, not a curated record. Lineage: Eukaryota; Metazoa; Chordata; Actinopteri; Centrarchiformes; Centrarchidae. The transcript has 16 exons. Gene Ontology annotation, molecular function: protein tyrosine kinase binding; signaling receptor binding. Gene Ontology annotation, biological process: B cell activation; negative regulation of B cell activation; negative regulation of phosphatidylinositol 3-kinase/protein kinase B signal transduction. Bases 1 to 1890 code for a protein of 629 amino acids.
AUGAGCCAGUCAGCUGAGGAGCUGUUAAUCAUCUAUGAGACAGAGGCAGAGCAAUGGGCCACGUACCUGCAUUCAGUCUUCACUGGUCCAAUCUCAGAGGCUGGAAUCUGCUGCUACGACAUUGCUACAGUGUCCAGCUGGCGGGACGACUUCCUCAUUCUGGCCCGGUACACAUGCAAGCUCCUGAUCCUUUCUAAGGGCAUGCUGGAGUGUCUAUGCAAGAUGCGGCGCCUCUUCCUGGCCCGUGUAUUGAGUCCCGCUGCUCAUGUGGUGGUGCUGCUGUGUGGGGUGGAGAGUCUGACCCCACUGCUGGAGCUGGUGCCCCUGAAUGGCGAUGAGUGCCUGCAGAUCUCCAGUGAACAAGAUGCUCAUGAGUAUCUGUCCACUGUGACUGACAUUGUGAGAAAAGGCAUGUCACCCUCAGCAGCAAAUGUCAACACCUUCAUACAAAAACCAUCAGGAUCAGAGCAAAGGGCUGGACAAAUGCAGUCAACUGGAGCCCACAGUGUCAGAUCUAGCAUUGUGGUUGUUCCUUCCAGAGUUCCAUGCGGGAGCCCUAUGGAAGUGUUCAUUCUCUUGAAAAAUGAGGCGGUUGGCAGCGACGCCGAUGUUGAGUUCACUGGUGAGAAGCAGAUGCUGAGAGUGAAGCCUGUCUGCUGGAAUGAGCGGAUCCUGUGUGUCAAGGCACCAGAUUUUCCUGCAGGGAAUGUAAGAGUGACUGUAUACAGUAAUGGAGUGCCACUGAGCAAGGCACAGCUGCAGUAUUACAGCAACAUGGAGGAAAUAACCCGCCUUUUGGCAAGGGCAGCAGACCCAGUUGAUUUCAUGUGUCAGGCUCUUCAGGAGUCCUCUGCGGAGAAGCUGGAUCAGAAGUUGUCUUCUAUGCUAUUGGACAGCAUGCCCACCGGAGGCUUUCAGGGACUGCAGUGUGAAAACACACCUGAAAAAGAGCUCCACCGUGCAGAUGUACCAACACUCCUUCACUUUGCUGCCCAGUAUGGAUUCAAGAGCAUCUCCAGCCUGCUCCUGCAGUGUCCAGGCGCUAAGCGAGCGCUGCACACAGCCAAUCGCCAUGGACAGACUCCCACUGAGAUUGCCAAGAGUCACGGUCAUACAGAGCUUCAUGUCUUAUUGAAGGAAACGCUGAAUAUGUUCAACUCAGGCGAGGACAAUGGUGAUGCCAGUGUGUACGAAAUGAUGUGCACCGCAGGGACUCCUUCCACCACAGAUGUACAGAAGGAGCAACAGGGAGAGGAGGAGGAGGAGGAGGAGGAGGAGGAGGAAGAUAUCUAUGCACCACUGGGGGUUAAUGAUGAAUAUGACACCAUCCUGAACUCAACCAAAGCAGUGGUUAUUGCCAAUCGCCCACCAGCACCCACACCUCGGCCUGAGAGCACCCAGGUGAAGGAGGACAGAACCCCUUACAUUGCUCAAGUGUUCCAGAAGAAGAAGACACCAAAGGGCGACGCUGAUCUGUAUUCACUUCCCACUAAACAAGCACGCGGGCGAGGAGACAGCAUCUCUUCCACCUAUGAUGCCUUUGUGCCAAACAAGAUACACGGGCUUCAGCAGCUCAUUGAGCUCCAGCAGAGGGUGAAGGCAGGUUCACUCACUGUGGACGGGGCCCUGGAGCGCUUCAGUGACUGGCAGCAGGUUCAGAAGGGCAUGGAUGCCGUCCAGCAGGAGAAUUUGAGACAACUGAGAGCUACUGUCAUCAACAACAGAGAGGAUGAUGAAAGUGUCUAUGAUAAAAUCAACAUCAUUCAUCACGCGCCAAGUGUUGCAGUGAAUGAAAGUCGAAGAGGAAGCCAAGCAGUGGAAUCAGAUUUUUACAGCAAGCCACUUAAAGGACAGCACUCAAAUUUCUUUUCAAAAGCCAACAAACGGUGAGAGUCUGAGAAAGAAAAGAAAACAACUGCCUCCACCGCUCAUCAGAGACUUGAAUCUUCCACCUGUUUUAUCUAGUUUAAUCUGCUUAAAUACAUACUAUGUCAUUUUAAUUGUAUUAUUUUGCAUUUUUUGCAUAUUUUGUAUUUCAAAGUAAGAUUUUUGAUAUAUUUCCAGUUGCUUAUUCAGCUCUUUUUGACUCUUUUAAAAUAUUAUGGAAGUAAAUUCUUGUUUUAAGGAAAAAGUAUCACAUAUCUAACGUACGAAGUGGGUAACUUUAACAGCAAACUUACAUUUUCAGUAUCAUUUUGAUCUUAAUUUAACUAAAUGUCUUAACUACCUUGUUAGUUCUAAAAAUGAAACUACUGAAAUAAAGAUGAGUUUUUAUACAUUGAAUUCAAUGUGACUGUACUGGCAAUCAUUUAGCAACUAAAUUUCAUGGGUCUGUGCUCCAGGGAAGAGGAAUCAAUUUCCCAGCAAGUCUUGGCUGUAAAACCCUUAAUGCCUUUGCCUCCAGAUGGCGCUGUAUCUCUAAAAAUAUCCAUUACACUCACUGAAGCAAAGACAUCUGGCAAGCACAGAAGCACCUGCUGACCUCAUGAUGCCUGGAAGGCAAGCUAGGGAAAAAAAUGCAUGCAUACAUGUUUAUGAAUGUAAACGCAGACUCAUGCAGCAGGUGAGAACAUCAAUGACGUGCCUCUCGCUGCACCUGGUUGCAAACAUGAAACGUGUUCAAUCUUGGUUUGCGUCAGCCUAAACAUGUCAAAAUGAAUCUACAAAUGAAGCGUAAUUGGAGUAAAAUGAAAAUUGUAAAACUGUUACAGCUCAGCUCACUGGAAUGAAUGGAAACGUCCAGUGAGGGGUGCU